This is a messenger RNA of Cryptomeria japonica (Japanese cedar), 696 nucleotides long. RefSeq lists its product as uncharacterized. NCBI's taxonomy places the organism in Eukaryota, Viridiplantae, Streptophyta, Pinopsida, Cupressales, Cupressaceae. Bases 1 to 696 code for a protein of 231 amino acids. The record is from RefSeq and is a predicted model, not a curated record. The transcript has 3 exons.
AUGACAAUAACACCUCAUUAUAAUAUUUUUAGAGUUAGAGAAGUUUUGAAUGGGCAACGUGUGGUUGUCAUGCUUGAUAGUGGUUCUACUCAUAAUUUUAUAGAUGCAGCUCUUGUGGAAAAAUGUGGAUUGCAAAUUGAAAAACAUGAAGGUUUUGAUGUUAGAGUAGCAGGUGGAACUAAUUUGUCCAGUACUCAUAAAGUCCCUAAAUUGAGUAUUACUCUUGGCAAUUAUACUGUUAUUGAUGAUUUUUAUAUUGAUGAUAAGAAAGUAGUGCUUUGGGGUAUGUCUAACAGUGGUCCUAGGAUCGUUAGUGUUAAAAGAAUGGAGGCUAUUUUCAGACAUGGAGAUGUGAGUAAUGUUCCCAAAUCUCGUGACAUGCUUCAGGAAUACCAAGAUAUCUUGAAAUCACUUAAGGAAAAUUUGCAAUGUGCUCAAAAUCAACAUAAAAUUUAUGCAGAUAAGAAGCGUGUUGAGCGACAUUUUGAAAUUGGGAAAUUGGUGUAUCUCAGACUACAACCCUAUAGGCGGCCAUCUCUCAAGCUUAGUGGGGCUGAGAAAUUGAAGCCUUGGUUUUAUGGGUCAUACCAGGUGGUUAGAAAAGUUGGUGCAGUUGCGUAUGAAUUGGAUUUACCCGUAGGAAGCAAAAUACAUAAUGUAUUCCAUGUAUCUUGUUUCAAAAAAGCUUUGGGUUAG